AUGUCUGUUGUACUGGACGAUAGAAACGCCUAUUUGAAAAGCCCUUAUUUCACCAAACACGAAUACGGAGACUUCACCCCGUUCUACAUAGCAGUCACUAUUUGCUCUGUUAUUGGGGUAUCUAUUUUUAUUUUAAAUAUAGUGCUCGGGUGUUGCUCCAGAUACAGCGGGUAUUGGCAGGAUAGACAUACAGGUAAUCGUUGGAUUGUUUCACUUUGGACAGCUACUCCCCACCAACAACCUGCUUUAGACUACACUGAGUUGCAGGACAUAUCGAUUCAACAACAACCCGCAAGUCAAGUGGAAUAUCAUCCACCAUCUCCGCAGCCAGUGAAGCAACAAUAUUUAGAGCUUAAAAAACGUGAAAGCGACAUUUAA
Messenger RNA from Brassicogethes aeneus, 378 nucleotides. The record is from the annotation of a GenBank genome assembly. NCBI's taxonomy places the organism in Eukaryota, Metazoa, Arthropoda, Insecta, Coleoptera, Nitidulidae.